Molecule: messenger RNA, 342 nt
Organism: Rotaria sp. Silwood2
Lineage: Eukaryota; Metazoa; Rotifera; Eurotatoria; Philodinida; Philodinidae
Source: the annotation of a GenBank genome assembly
AUGGAAAAUAAACCUUAUGAUGUUGUCAUGAUUGGAUGUGGUUCAUAUGAAAUUGAAGCAGCAACUGAAUUACUUUCUCAAUCGAAUUUGACUUUCACUAUUUUAGAAGCACAUGAUCGAGUUGAAGAUCGUGCUUAUACUGGUCAACAUUCAUUGAAAUCUUCGUUUGAUGUUGGAGCUGAAUGGAUACAUCAAUAUGGUCCUAAUAAUUUUCUUUAUUCUUUUUAUGAACAACUUAGAACAGAGUUGAAUGACGGUUAUUAUAUUCAAUUAUUUAAUCCAGCAACAAUCGUUGGUUAUGAUUCAGAUAGUUCGAUUAUUGCUCAACAAAUUUGUACUUAA